GCCAGGCUCUUGGAGUUCCCGUGCUGGCUUCGGUAUGGCGCCGCGCUGGUUUUGUGGGUCUUGACGUUCAUCUACACAGGCUAUGACAAAGUCUACUUGAUUCUGUCUGCGAUGGCCUUCAUUUUGGGGCCAGGCCUAGGUGAAGGACGUGGGGAAUACUCAGCAUACUCUGUUUUUAACAGAGGGCAAAGGCAUUUGCUUGGCGAGUUGCGCGCAGAGCAACUGGAUGCGGAGCAGCGUGGUGAUCAGCAACUGGCUGGAUAUGCAGACCGAGAACCUGACGGUGGAGGUUUGAUCGAACUGCCUGGCACUGAAGAGGAGGACAAGCCCACCAUCCGAAGCCGGGAUGCUAAUAGACCCUGCUCCUGCGGCUCAGGCAAGAAGGCAAAACGCUGCUGCUUUGAUGCUAGACCUCCCCGCGACAGCCAGAACCUUUCGUGA
This is a messenger RNA of Effrenium voratum, 441 nucleotides long. The record is from the annotation of a GenBank genome assembly. NCBI's taxonomy places the organism in Eukaryota, Dinophyceae, Suessiales, Symbiodiniaceae.